AUGGGCCACGGACACUCUUCCUCCAGAAAGGACUCCCGUAAGGAUUCGAGAAAGGACUCUCGUCGGGAGCCCAGGCGGGACUCAAAGAAGGACUCGAGGAAAGACCCGAAGAAGGAAUCGUCGAGGAGGGAUCACAAAAAGGACUCCAAGGGUACGUCUUCUCGACAUGAAACCUCCCAUCGCUCCGAUCGCCAUCGCCAUCAUCGCCAUUCCCACUCCCAUGCUCAUUCCCACUCUCACUCCCGCUCCCACAACACCCACCGCAACACCAUCCACAUGGGCAACACACAUGACGACUCACAGGAGUACGCUCACCAGCGGAUGGACUUUGUCCUCCAGCUGUUCCAGGACCACUCCUUCGUGCCCCAGAUCCACCCCAUGUGGGAGAGGAUGGGCGAGGACGCAAGGAACGCGGCCCUCAAGGUCCGGGACAGAGGCUCGGCCGUCACUGCGCCGGAGAGGGAUGAAUUCGUCCGCAUGCUGUACACCGCGACCCCCGAAAACCCCGAGAACAUGAACUACGGCUACAACGCCGAGGAGGACCGGCUCUAUAGCCGGGAGGCCUCGCCCGUCGUCAACGCCCUCGGCAUCAUGAACAACGAGGCCCCCAGCGAGCAAGAAGCCGUGCGCCGCCACUCGACAUUCGAGCCAUCGUCUAGUGUUUACUCUUCGGAGGCCGCAUCCGCUCCGCGAAGCCGUGGUCGAUCCCUUUCUCCUCUCAUUCCACCGGCUGCUGCGGGUCCCCCUCCUAUCCCUGCCCCUGAGCGUGCUGCUCCUGUCCCGCGGGAGGCUUCGACGGAUGGACACGACAGGCGCUCCUCACAUCAUGACAGUCGAUCGCGAUCACAUGCUGGCCCGUCGUCUGAGGGUGAGCGGCGCCAUCGCCACCACUCGCACUCAAACUCCCAUGCUCGCGAGUCUUCGCGCGAGAGGGCCAGGAGGCGUCCUCGCAAGCCGUCGUCGUCGUCUCGCAGGAAGUGA
Trichoderma reesei QM6a is the source of this 981-nucleotide messenger RNA. RefSeq lists its product as uncharacterized. The transcript has a single exon. Lineage: Eukaryota; Fungi; Ascomycota; Sordariomycetes; Hypocreales; Hypocreaceae. Bases 1 to 981 code for a protein of 326 amino acids. The record is from RefSeq and is a predicted model, not a curated record.